AUGAAUCACGAGCAACGUUUUCCACAGAGAAAUACAUAUAAUAAUCCAACAAAUAUAUCAUCGCUGCAAAGAUCAAAUAUGAUACAACAUCGACCUCGUACAAAUGAGUUUGAAAGUGAUAGACAUUCUGGUCAAGUAAAAAAACGCAUGCGUUGGACAUCUCCAGAAGAUUUCGAUCAUCGGUUUAAUUCUUAUGAACAAUUCAACACAAAAAGUUUUCCUGAAACCGCUGUUUUAUUGUUUAACAUACAAAAUGCAAAGUAUCCUAUCACAGUGGAUGUGAUGCAUAAAAUUUGUUCAGCUAUUGGAAACGUGUUACGAAUUGUAAUUAUGCGUAAACGUGGUGUUCAAGCAUUGGUUGAAUUCGAUACGCCUGAAACAGCAGCCUUAGCAAAAACUGAAUUAGAUGGUGCUGACAUAUAUUCUGAUUGUUGUACAUUAAAAAUUGAUUAUGCAAAAACCAGUCGUUUGAAUGUUCGUCGAAAUGAUCCAGAUGGUUUAGAUUUGGAAGCUGAAGACAAUGGAUAUUCACGUCGAAAACCUUUACUCAAAUCUCCAUCACCAUCCCGAUCGGAAGAAACCGAUACGUAUCGACCCACUUCAAAUCGUCAGGAAUAUCUGUCUGAUGUUUCAUUAUCGUAUGGGAGUUUACGAAAUAGUCACGACUUAUGCUCACGUUCAUUUGAACAGCGUCUACCAGACACAGCUGGUGUAUAUUUGAACGAACACAAACAGAUCCUUCAACAUCAACAUCUAAAAGAUCUUACUUCUCUUACGCAUCGUCAACCACAGUUUUUACUGUCAAAUGAAUCACAUUUAAUUGCCCAACAGCUUGAUCAUUUCAUCACUGAACAACCAACACCUGGUUCACAUGUCUUUAACAUACAAGGAUUAACCUCGAAAUGGAAUUGUGAAAAGUUAUUUAAUUUCCUA
Messenger RNA from Didymodactylos carnosus, 933 nucleotides. The record is from the annotation of a GenBank genome assembly. NCBI's taxonomy places the organism in Eukaryota, Metazoa, Rotifera, Eurotatoria, Philodinida, Philodinidae.